AUGAUUAUCCCCAUCAGAUGCUUCUCAUGCAACAAACCCAUCGCCAACAAGUGGGAGCCCUACGUGGCGCUUUUGAACGAAGGUGUGUCUGAAGGAGAAGCAUUACAACGCGUCGGCUGCGAAAGAUACUGCUGCAAAAGAAUGCUGCUCGGUCAUGUCGACAUUAUAGAGCGUUUGCUCAUGUAUAACCGUACGGCGUCCAUCCAACACACACCUCACACAGCCAACCGCCUGGCCGAGCCAGCCCCUCUCCUCUCUAACCACUCAACCAGCCACCUGGCCGAGCCAGCCCAUCUCCUUCCUCUCUAA
Gregarina niphandrodes is the source of this 309-nucleotide messenger RNA. Its product is annotated as DNA-directed RNA polymerase subunit II. The record is from RefSeq and is a predicted model, not a curated record. Lineage: Eukaryota; Apicomplexa; Conoidasida; Eugregarinorida; Gregarinidae. Gene Ontology annotation, molecular function: DNA-directed RNA polymerase activity; zinc ion binding; DNA binding. Bases 1 to 309 code for a protein of 102 amino acids. Gene Ontology annotation, biological process: transcription by RNA polymerase I; tRNA transcription by RNA polymerase III; transcription by RNA polymerase II. Gene Ontology annotation, cellular component: RNA polymerase II, core complex; RNA polymerase III complex; RNA polymerase I complex. The transcript has a single exon.